UGCCGUGCCGCUCGAAGAUGGAGGCUGCCUCGGGCUCGCCGCCGCCGAGCGAGUGCCGGUACCGCACUCGCGAUGUGCUGAUCCCCGGCGGCCCGGCCGACUUCGGCUCGCUGCUGCUGUCGGAGCCGGUGCUGGCUGGGCUGGAGGCAGCCGGGUUCCACAGGCCGUCGCCGGUGCAGCUGAAGGCCAUCCCGCUGGGCCGCUGCGGGCUGGACCUCAUUGUACAGGCCAAGUCGGGCACCGGCAAGACCUGCGUGUUCGCUGCCAUCGCCCUGGACGCGGUGCUGCUGGAGAGCGGCGCCACGCAGAUUCUGAUCUUGGCUCCCACACGAGAGAUUGCUGUGCAGAUCCAUGCUGUGAUCACGACCAUUGGCAUCAAGAUGGAAGGUUUGGAAUGCCAUGUCUUCAUUGGAGGCACUCCUCUGAACCAGGACAAAGCCAGGCUGAAGAAGUGCCACAUAGCAGUUGGCUCCCCAGGUCGAAUCAAGCAGCUGAUAGAGUUGGACUACUUGAAUACAUCCAGCAUCCGGCUCUUUAUCCUUGAUGAAGCAGACAAGCUUCUGGAAGAAGGCAGCUUUCAAGAGCAAAUCAAUUGGAUUUACUCUUCGCUGCCAGUCAACAAACAGAUGCUUGCUGUCUCAGCUACUUACCCUGAGUCCUUGGCUAAUGCCUUGACCAGGUACAUGAGAGAGCCAACAUUUGUGAGGUUGAACCCCACUGACCCAAGUCUCCUUGGGCUGAAGCAGUAUUACAAAAUUGUGAAUUCCCAUCCCCUUCCCCAUAAAACAUUUGAGGAGAAAACUCAGCACCUUCAAGAGCUGUUCAGCAAGAUUCCUUUUAACCAAGCCUUGGUCUUCUCAAACUUACACAGCAGGGCUCAACAUCUGGCUGAGAUCCUGACAUCCAGAGGCUUUCCUGCUGAGUGCAUUUCAGGCAACAUGAAUCAGAACCAACGACUUGAUGCCAUGGCUAAACUGAAGCAGUUCCACUGCAGAGUUCUGAUUUCCACAGACUUGACUUCUCGUGGCAUUGAUGCUGAGAAGGUGAAUCUGGUGAUCAACCUGGAUGUGCCUCUGGACUGGGAAACCUACAUGCAUCGUAUUGGCAGGGCUGGGCGCUUUGGAACUUUAGGCCUCUCUGUGACCUUCUGCUGCCGUGGAGAGGAGGAAAACAUGAUGAUGAAGAUCGCUCAGAAGUGUAAUCUUCAGCUUCUCCCUCUGCCAGAGCCCAUCCCUCCUGGACUGAUGGAUCACCUGGAAGCUGGGGAGGUAGAAGUCAAGCCUGUUACACAAAUGUGUGCUUCAGUGACUUCUGACACUGUGUGCCUUCCACCAAAGGAACCAGUACUGCAGAAGAGCUCUUCAGAGGCACCUCAGCCUGAUUCUGAUCGUGCAGGGGCUAAUUGGAAGCCAGAAAAGCCACUGAAACAGAAUAAAAAGUGCACAAAUCCUGCAAAGAGAGAAAAAAGGAGUGGGAAGCCCCAGACUUCCAGCUGUGGCAUGGAGCAGAGGAGUAGAAUCAGAUCUGGCUCUGGAGCAGAUGGACCCCAAAACGCUCAAGCUGCAGAUGAGGAGACCUUGAAAAAGAACCUUCCUAGAAUCCCAUGCUUGUCAUCUUUCAAAACCCAACCAAGCAGUCCCUGGAGCUUCUCGGGGUUUGUUGAGGACUAUGAGUAUUUCAUCAAAGAAGGGCUGGAGAGAGAGGUUGAAAUAGUAAGAAGUUACUCAGGCCCAGGGGAGCAAGGGGAGCUCCCCAGAAAUGGUGAUUCGGAGUGGCAAGAGAGGGAGUGCAGUACAGAGGUGGUGGUGAAUGGUGCUGUGUCUGCUGACAGUGACAGCUUGGACAGUUCCAGGACAUCCUUCAGCAGCGUGGAGAACAGUUUCUGCUCUGAGGCCCUUUCAGACACAGGGGAGAGGAAUGCAUCUCCCACAGCACAGAGGGCUCAGGCAGGCUUCUAUCCUACAGCAGAGAAGCCUCAGGAGCCAUCACGAGCCCCAAAGCAAAAUCAAGUGAGGAAGAAAGUUGAGAGACAAAAUGGCAAAGCAAAGAAAAACCAUUCCCACCACUCCCAGCAAGCCCCCAGGCCUUCCACUAGACAAAGGGAGGACAACUCCUGGGAUGAUGGUGGCUCCUGUGAGGAUUUGAGCUACAAAAGCUACUGGAAGUCUUACUACCAGGCAUGGCAAAGCUACUGUGCUGCGGUGGCUCACUACAGGAGGAGUUACAGACAGCUCAGCUGUUUGAAUGCCUACCACUUCAACAAUGUCUACCUUCAGGAGCUGCUCAAAAGUGGUGAUUGAUGUGCUGACACUGAGCAUGUACCUGGUUGGCACAAGGAAGGGCUGUGGAACCAGAACUGCCAGUCCACAAGUACCCUGCCAGAGAGAUGCUGGUUAGGGCUGAAGGCAGAUGGCUUUUUCCUAAGCCCACUGUGUCUAAAGCAAUGUUUCUCAUGCAUUCCAGUGGUGAUGUUGCAAGUGGUUGUUAAUAAAGGCAGUGAAAGGCCA
This is a messenger RNA of Pogoniulus pusillus (Red-fronted tinkerbird), 2507 nucleotides long. RefSeq names its product DEAD-box helicase 20 (gene DDX20). NCBI's taxonomy places the organism in Eukaryota, Metazoa, Chordata, Aves, Piciformes, Lybiidae. Gene Ontology annotation, cellular component: SMN complex. Gene Ontology annotation, molecular function: RNA helicase activity; ATP binding; RNA binding. Gene Ontology annotation, biological process: spliceosomal snRNP assembly. The transcript is spliced from 11 exons. The record is from RefSeq and is a predicted model, not a curated record. Bases 18 to 2300 code for a protein of 760 amino acids.